This is a messenger RNA of Vicia faba (fava bean), 741 nucleotides long. NCBI's taxonomy places the organism in Eukaryota, Viridiplantae, Streptophyta, Magnoliopsida, Fabales, Fabaceae. The record is from the annotation of a GenBank genome assembly.
AUGGAGAAAGAGUUCAAAAUCCCGCCGGUAUCUUUCGCAUCCGCCGGGAACCCGUCUCUCGGCGACCCUAACAACCAACAACGCCGCGUACCAAGACCGCCGUUUCAACCUAACUCCGGCAUCCCUUUCAUGUCAUUCGACAUUGGCUCCGCCGCCGUUUCGACAUCCUCCGGUCCUAUGUACUCCGGCCCCGGCAUCGGUGGUGGUUCGGUUAACUUCGACGACGAGGAGCCUCUUCUCGACGAGCUAGGUAUUCAUCCUGAUCAAAUCUGGAGCAAAAUCAGAUCGGUUCUUAACCCGUUUCGUGUGAACCACACUGUCCACAAAGACGCUGAUCUAUCCGGUCCUAUUCUUCUCUACAUGGCGUUCUCCCUGUUUCAAUUACUCGCCGGGAAGAUUCAAUUCGGUGUGAUAUUUGGUUGGAUCGUGGUUUCAUCUAUCUUUUUAUACGUUGUUUUCAACAUGCUGGCUGGUCGGACUGGAAAUUUGGAUCUACAUACCUGCACCAGUGUGGUUGGUUAUUCAAUGUUGCCGGUGGUGAUUUUCUCUGCACUGUCGCUUUUUAUUCCACAGGGGGGUUUCCUUGGAAUCUCGAUCGCUGCGGUUUUCGUUUUAUGGGCCACUAGGGCUUCCACGGGUCUCGUGGUCUCUCUCACGGAUGGUGGCGAUGAACAUCGUGGGUUGAUAGCGUACGCUUGUUUCUUGAUUUACACUCUGUUUUCGUUGCUUGUUAUAUUCUAG